UCCUUUCCAACAAUACUUCUGAAGCACAGAUAAAAUGGCUUCCUGUCCCAGGGUUUCCUGUAUCCAUGGCAACCUGACUUUAGGCACUUCUUUCUUAGUUUCCUGAGCAAAUUGUUGCAAACCCUGGAGCAAAAAUGUGAGUGCUGUAGUUCACAGCAGUACUGCCUUUGCAUAGGUUUCACAGAUGAGUGUAGCUGGUCAGCUUAUAACAUAGUCCAGGGGACUGCAGACUGCAAAAUAACGGAAAUAAUGAACUUCAGAUUUGGGUGAAGUCAGAGAUGAGUGAGAAGGCCAAAGACAGGGAUAUGUGUGUUCUGCAAAGUUCUCCACUCUGCCCAGGAGCAUUCCUGUAUAUAUUUAAUUGUUUUCUUUUGUUGCUGCUCCAGAAGGAGGCUUUUGGCUGUCCAUCUGCUUGUCAGCUCUGCACAGGGAGACAAGUUAGCUGUCGUAAUGCAGGGCUUUCGAGUAUCCCUUGGAACCUUCCAAAAACAACCAUUCUUGUUUACCUCAGUGGAAAUAAUAUAUCACAUGUUACUCCAAAUGAUCUAAGAGGCCUUCAGAAGCUUGCUGCACUCUACAUGGAUAACUCAAGCAUUUUGUAUGUACACCCAAAAGCUUUUGUGGAAGUCCCCAGACUCAGCUUCUUGCAUCUAAAUAGCAAUAAUAUUAAACGCCUGGAUCCAGGAAUCUUUGAAGGCCUUUCCAAUCUUCAUUGUUUAUACCUUCAGAAUAAUCAAAUAGCUUUUCUUCCCAGAGGAUUAUUUAGUGAUCUUCUUUCUGUUAGAUAUUUAACACUUCAGAGAAAUCGUCUCAGUGUCCUUGGAAGUGGGACUUUCUGGGGCAUGAUAAGUCUCCAGACACUAAACCUAGCGAAUAAUAAGAUUUCACGGAUAUCAGAUUCAGCAUUUCAUCAUCUUGAAAAUCUUGUACAUUUGUUUCUUGAAGGUAACAACUUAGCACUAGUGCCAUCAAAUGCUAUUGGAAAGCUCAAAAAUCUUGAAAAACUUUCUUUGUCUCACAAUCCCAUUGGAUCGAUUCAGCCUUUUGCAUUUAAGGGACUUAACAAGCUUAGAUAUCUGUCUUUGAAAAAUGUCAAGCUAAAAUGUGUUGCUGUAAAUGGAUUUUUUGGAUUAAACAACCUUAGUCAGCUAAUCUUAAGUUAUAAUGAUUUAGAAAAUAUAAAUUCCAGCACUUUUACUUUAUUGAACAAUUUAAUGUAUCUACAGCUAGACAGAAAUAAAAUAGCCAGUAUUGGCGAUGGUGCCUUUGAAAAAUUGGGGCAGUCACUUAAAGUACUCAGUUUAGCAUUUAAUAAUAUCACAGAAUUACACCCUGAAGUGCUCAAGCCCUUAGUAUCUUUAACCCAUCUGCAGGUACAUUCUAAUCCUUGGAACUGCAGCUGCAAAAUGCUUGCAUUACUUAAUUGGCUAGCAUCAUCUUCUGUUUCUGCAAAAAUCCACUGUCAGAAUCCCCAGAGUAUGCGUGGUAGACCUGUGCAUUAUAUGAAGUGGGCUUGGUUUUCAAGCUGCACUGGCCCCACUGCGGGCCCGGGCUCUGCCCCGAGUCUGAGAUCCAUCGGGGUGCAUCACAGCACUGCCACCCUGCUGAUGGCCUGGCAUAAAGGGAACAGGCACAGCACGUUGGAGCAGUUUGUCACUGCAGAAGCUAAGCAUUUUGCUUUCUGGGAAGGAACUACAGCUACAUCUUCUACCCCAUUGCCUUAUGAGGAAUAUGCUGUUGAAAUGCCAUCACAGGCAGUUACAGUGUUAUCAACGUUACCAGUGCAAAUACCAGCAGAAAUCAUACCUACUAAUAGAAAUGUAGAAGAAGAACAGUUGUUUACAACAGAUUCUGCUCCUGUAUUAUUAAAAACAACCUUGAUUUGUACACAACAGGUUGAAAAGCUGAAUCAAGCUUUUGACAUUUUGUUAGCCUUUUUCAUUCUGGCUUGUGCUGUUAUCCUGUUCUUAACCUGUAAAAUUAUUCAGUUUAGGCAGAAACUAAAGGUGCUGGAAAACUCAGGGGAAAAGAGUAUAGAAUAUUAUGGCUUUUAUCAGCCUAGCAGAUACAACAUAACUGACUCAGUGCAGUCUCUAACUCGGAAAUCAGUGGAACAUUCAGAACUGGACCAAAUAAGGCUGCUCAAGCGAACAGCAUCUGAAAGUCAGGCACAGGUGAUCUUGUUUGAACAUUCAUCAUUGUAAUUUAUCUCAUUUGAUUUGCUGUUAACUGUGGUAUGAAAGGUCAAGAAAUCAAGAAUUCAAUUCUGUAGGAAUACCUCCACCAAUUACAAUCAACUGCUUAAUAGAACUGUGGAAAACAGCACAAUUUGGGUUCUGCAUCACCGUUUGCUUACUGAAUGUUUUGAAAUUGAUUAUUUCAUUAUAUGUCAUUUCAAUCUAACAUGGAUAGGUUUAUUAGCCUCAGUCCCUGUUUGUAGUAAUUGUUCAUCCGUGUUCAAGUAUUUAUGCAGUAUAAAGUACACCUUAAUUUAUUUUGCACUACUUAAUGGCAAGCUAAACAUCAGUUCCUAGUAGGAUCAUGAAGCCAUGAAAUCUUGGGGAAUCAGAAAACAGUGUUUUGUAUGUUCACUGUAAUAGAGUUUCUACUCUUCCUCUGUUAAAUAAUGCACAGUGGAAAAAAAGCACAUGUACAACUAGCAUGUUCAAACUCUCGAGUAAGAGAAAAAUUUCAAACUCUACAAAUUCUAUUCAUACGUAUGGCAUAUUGUAAUAUAUAAAGUUGUAUGUUCAGUCUGUAUAAUGAAUAUAUUAAAGUGACUUUUUUAUUAGUGUGUAUCUGUGUCAUUUUAUGAAAUACCCCAAAUUGGAGUUAAGAAAAAGUGAAUUUCUGUUGAAAUUUACCAGAGUUUAACAACCAAAUUUAUUAUGUCUGAGGUAACAGAGCUGGUUAAUUAUUGUCAAUAAAAGAUUAUCAUCUAUGUUAUAUGUGUAGUAAUAUUUUGAGGGACUUUUUAGCUAGGUAAGAGGUACAAAUUGAAGAAAUACACUACACUGUAAAUACAUAAUUCUAAACUAAUGGCUGAAAAAAAAUUAUAUACUUGGUUUAUAUUUGGAGGUAUCAGGUCUAGAUAUGUGUUCUUAGUGAAGGCUUCAUCUUCAAAAUAGGGAUAUUUGCCUAUAUAGUUUGCAUUUAACUUUUUAUUUCUAUUUCAAAUGUUGGUGUCCUGUUGUUGUCAUGUUAUGUCUAGUAUCUUGUACCUUUAUUUUCAGCCUGAACUUCUGCGAUUUUUGUUCUUCUGUUUGUUACUUAAAUAAUUCAAACUUUAUUCAGGAAUUAAAAGUCUUAGAACUAUGUUCCAAAUAGUCCAAUAUUAUAAAGCUUUCAGCCAAUGAGACUUAGUCUUGUAGAAACUGUUUGUCUUGUACAAGCCCUUGCCCUAGAGAUUUCAGCUGUGUUGUUUAUAAGUUACACAGUUUACAGUUAGACUCAAGGAAAAGUGGGGAACAAUGCUUUGAUAGACUUCCCUCCAUGGUGUUGAUUUAAAUUGUGUAGAAGUAUGUUGUGUUCCAGGCCCCAGCCUGGAGCCUGUGGAAUUCUCUGGCUGAGCCAGAGCUGCCCUCAGCAUAUCCCUCCUCUUUCCUGCUGGUGUAGCUCCUGUGCAUAUCCGGGCUGCACAGGUCCCGGUCAUCCUGUUUGUCUAUCUGCAGUUCUUUUCCAGAAGGGAAGAAGCUAUUAUCUGCUACCAGGACAUAUAGAUAUCUUGACUGCACUGAGUGGGUGAGAAUGUGCAAGUGUGACUCCAUUGUUGUUUGUUAUUAGGUAAUGAAAUAAUGCUGUAUUUGACUGUGAUUUACUGUAUCACAGAUCAAAUACUUCUAGAGAAUGCACAAUUCAGUUUCUUGGACAAAAGCUUAAACUAUUUGGUAUUGCUUGAGUAGAAACUAUUUUUUAAAAUGAUUUUCUAACUUAAGAUCAGAUGUUAAAUAUAAUAGGCAAAUACGUUUAAAAAGGGAAAAUACUGGCUGUAAUUUAUGCACUUUUUUUCCAGAGGCUAAUCCACUGCAUUCUCUUCCUCUUUAACCCAUUUUUGUUACUUUGUCUUUCCUACAUAACUCCUUAUGAUAAAUAUGAACUUUGUUUUCACUUAGUAACAACUGCACAAUCAAUGAUUGCACCAGGUUCUGCAAUUUUAUGUGCCAUAUUUCUAAAUUUUUAAUUUUGUGUGGACACCUUCAGAAAUAAUGGACUUCAAAUGCAGUAGAAACUAGUUAAGUUUUUCUUGCUAGAAAUGCUGCUGUGCCUUUGUUACAGAGGAGUUUUGGUAGUGCAGAAAGGUUAAAAACUGAAUAAACCUAAUUCUCAAAGAAAUCCAGCAGGGAAUAGCUCUGUUAUUUUAGGCUCUGGUUUCCACAGCUGUUCUUUACAGAAAGGCAUGAGAGGUUCUUUCUGUAGGUGCAUCUUUUUUCACUGACAAGCUGCUGUGGGAGUUGUUUGCCAGGUGUUUCUCACCCUCUGUAGUGGUGGAACAUGGAAGGAAAUUGGUGUCACAGCUGUUAGUGCAGCAGAGAGUUAGAGCAGUUGAAAGCCAUCCUUUGGAGUGGAGACAUCCUCUAAUAUCCAGCUUGCCAACACAGGGAUUAGAUUAACAGGGCACUGAGAGAUUUCUUAUGCAGUUGUGAGGGAAAUGCCUUUCUUUAGUACUCAGUGUCUUUUGUAUUUAAAUGUUCACACCAGGAAACCAACCCUUUCAUGUACAUGUGUGGUUCAUAUGUGUAUUAAAAUCAUUAGGCAAUACUAUAGAAGACUUAGUUUGAGUCUUUCCUCAUGAAGCAAAGUGGUGCUUCAUGAAGAUGAGGUUUAUGGUCAGUCAUAGGACACCCCUGGAAAGAUUCUUAGCUACUUCUCUGCUUUAGGAGCUCUGUAGAACUGUACAGCUACUAUGAGGUGUGUGUAAUAAUAAUUUACGUCACUUACAGUAUGUGCAGUCAUCUCGAUUUGUCCCACUCCACUUCUUUCCUUGGAUAAUGAGCUAAGAAGAAAGAAUUAAGCUUCCUCAGUAUGUACACUAGUAAAGAUAUGAAAUCAAACUCUUCUUGGUGUUCAUUGCUUCAUCCUGGUGAAUGUAGAAAAGCAAAAAAUGUUUUAUCUUUCAUUUAAUCUCUGAAAAAGUAUUUUUUCUCAUAUAUAGAUUUUUUUUUCUCCUCUGAGGGAUAUGCAAAGUAGAUAUGGGGUCCAUUUUAUUUAAGCACCAUUAAAAAUAUGUCAAGACAUGGUUUGACAAGAUGAUACAGGUUUGUCUACAGUACUUGGCUAUAUAAUUGAAGUAAAAUUGUGAAUUUUCAUGUAAAACCUCAUGAUAGUAAGUUGUGUAGAUAGCUAUAUGAAUUAGAAUUAUAGACUGAAUGGAAAAAAAAAAGCCCUUACCUUUUUCACUUUCAGAACAUAUGAGGUCUGUUUUGUCCUUUGCAAAGCUUGUAUUAUUUUAUCUAAAAACUUAUGCAAACUUUGAAAUAGAAAUUUUGAGAUUUUUCAUAUGGAAGCUGCCCUGAACGCUAAAUGUUGUUUCCUUUAUUGGUAUGGUGAAUUUUAUUAACAGGCAACAUAAAAUAUCCUUUCUCUAAUAAAAAUGUAGUCAUUGUAUCUUUGAAACUGGAUUAUAGAGUGUUUUAGGUCCUAAUUGUGGGCCUUUAGUUUCUGCUGCAUACCAAAAGAGGUUUUUUCUCAAUAAUUUAGGAAGACUGGGUAGAUAUAAAACCAGUUAUAACCUGAUGAUUUUGUUUGUUUCAUUGCUAAUCUGGAUUGUAUGCAAUUCAAGGGGGUAACUGCCUUCCUCCAGGUUGAAGAUUUUGGUAUGAAACAUAUUAACUGUUCUGUUUUGAAAAUUCAUCUGAAUACAGCAUUUGUCUUCUUUGAAUCUGCUCAUAUGACUUCUCUAUUUCUUGAAAUAAGCAGGCUAAUUUUAGUCUCUUUGAAAAGGUAUUACAUUGAGUGGCAUGGCUUGCUUCCUCAUCUGUGAAAAUAAGGCCUGAUGCAUUUUAUUUUGCUACUGAACUUUGAGGUUUCUUUUUUUUGAAGUUUGAGUCUGUGAUGUCUUUAUUUUUCACCAACAUGCGUUUUGUGUUCUAGAAAUAGUUGCACUGUUUAUUGGCUCCAUAUUUGGUAAAUAUUUCAGUGGGUCUUUGGUAGGAAGAAACUGUAUGUCCCAUUUAAAGGGGAAAAAAA
Sturnus vulgaris (Common starling) is the source of this 6186-nucleotide messenger RNA. It is a transcript of the gene LRRC70, whose product is annotated as leucine rich repeat containing 70. NCBI's taxonomy places the organism in Eukaryota, Metazoa, Chordata, Aves, Passeriformes, Sturnidae. The record is from RefSeq and is a predicted model, not a curated record. Gene Ontology annotation, molecular function: protein binding. Gene Ontology annotation, cellular component: extracellular matrix.